Cyphomyrmex costatus is the source of this 1002-nucleotide messenger RNA. It is a transcript of the gene Ski6, whose product is annotated as exosome complex component Ski6. Gene Ontology annotation, cellular component: cytoplasmic exosome (RNase complex); nucleolus; nuclear exosome (RNase complex). Gene Ontology annotation, molecular function: RNA binding. The transcript has 4 exons. Lineage: Eukaryota; Metazoa; Arthropoda; Insecta; Hymenoptera; Formicidae. The record is from RefSeq and is a predicted model, not a curated record. The coding region runs from base 167 to 979 and encodes 270 amino acids. Gene Ontology annotation, biological process: nuclear mRNA surveillance; rRNA catabolic process; poly(A)-dependent snoRNA 3'-end processing.
GCUCUGCCCCGCGAACUGAGAUAUUAAUCGUUAGGGCUGCGCAGUAAAAGGAACAGAGAAUAAGAAUUUCAACCUAUCAGAAAUUAUAUAUUGUGGAAUAAACACGCCGUAGCCUCCACAUCUGCAAGCUGCAAGCGGGACGCGGGUUAGAAAUCGUAUCACUGCAAUGGAGCUAGAUCAGGAAAUCGAUCAAGGUGGACUUCGCGUUGACGGCAGACGAGCAUUGGAAUUGAGGCAAAUCCGUAUACGGAUGGGAGUAUUUGGGCAGGCCGAUGGCAGUGCAUACAUAGAGCAUGGCAACACAAAGGUUUUAGCAGCAGUGUACGGUCCUCGUCAGUCAAGGAGUAGUGCAUCAAGGAACAGUACAAAGGCUAUCAUAAAUUGUCAGUACAGCAUGGCUGUAUUUAGUUUUACUUCUGGCGAACGAAAGCGAAGACCGAGAGGAGAUUGGAAAUCGCAAGAGAGGUCAGCACAAUUACGCCAUGCCAUGGAAGCUAUAAUACACUUGAAACUGUAUCCACGCUCUCAGAUUGAUGUCUUCGUAGAAGUUUUACAGGUUGAUGGCAGUGAUUAUUGUGCAUCCGUAAAUGCUGCAACGCUUGCGUUAAUUGAUGCAGGAAUUCCAAUCAAGAACUAUGCCAUUGGCUGUAGCAUAACUCUCGUUAACAAACCGUUGGUAGAAGAUAAAACUUCAGUCACAGGAGUAUUAGAUGCUAACUAUGUAGAGGAAUGUUCGCCAGGAGUUACCUUGUCUGUUGUUGCAUUAUCAGAAAUGAAUAAUGAUGUUGAAGUAGAUGGGAAUGGUUUGAUAGUAGUAGCGCACGGAGCAGGUCAAAGAUUACAUUUGUCAUGUUUGGAAGCACUCAAGCAACGUGCGUUAAAAGGUUGCCAGGAUGUAAAGAAUAUAUUGGACCAUGGCGUAAGGCAUCAUCUAACUGCAAAUCUGUUGCCUUCAUUUUUGCACAAUUCACUUGACUAAGAAAAAACGGAACGCUUAUAUUU